This is a messenger RNA of Hyalella azteca, 2464 nucleotides long. RefSeq lists its product as uncharacterized. The coding region runs from base 355 to 1422 and encodes 355 amino acids. The transcript has 5 exons. Lineage: Eukaryota; Metazoa; Arthropoda; Malacostraca; Amphipoda; Hyalellidae. The record is from RefSeq and is a predicted model, not a curated record.
AAGGAUAAGUAUCAACAAGAUGCUGGAUGAAACACGAGGAAUGUGCAGACUAAUAUUAAUGACAAUCUUCAAUAAGCAUUCGACUUUUUUACAGCAAAACUGUUUUGCAAUGUGUGCUGCAAUACCAUACCUCUUUUAGUCGUUAUUUCGUAAAUUGUUUUGGUGUGUGAUUGUGUGUUUUACCGUUUUUAGAAUUAAGUGUUUGAAAUGCCGAGAAACAAUGCAAUCAUAAGUCUUCAUGAUUUACAGGCAAAUGUCAAAGAAGUCUUUCACUGAUAGCAUGUAAAUGAGCUUUGAAUUUACAAAUUAUCUGUUAGGCAUAGAAAUACGAUCGUAAAUGUUAAUGGCACCAGGAUGUGUUUGGAGAGACUUGCUCGGUGUUCGGCGCAACACCGAGGCUACGCCGUGGCAGCAGCAGCCACCACACUCGUUCUUCUGGUGCUCCUGCGCGUCUUGGCCAUCGACUCAGUCGCGUGGACCACGCCGGUAGUCAACGGGGGAAGAGAUUGGCAUUUGUCUGGAAUGUCUCAAGAUAACGAGGCACUUGCGAACGAGAUAGCGCUUCAGGUCAAAGGAGAAUCUGAACAACCAUAUCAGCUGCAGCGCCCACACCUCGUCGACUUCUCCCAGAAUGGCCAAAGCUGCUUCGUCGCUGAUCUCUUCAAGGGAAAGAACAGUAAGCGAACUUUUCUAGAGGCCGGAGGGUACAACGGAGAAGACUUGAGCAACAGCCUCUACCUGGAACGGGAACUGGGCUGGUCGGGCCUCCUAGUCGAGCCGGACCCUUGGAACUUCUGGAGUCUGACUAAACGCAACAGAAAAGCCAGAGCCCUCAAUGCUUGUCUCUCACCUUCGACUUCAGCGUCAAAGCUAACCCUUAAACAAAGUGAUACCAUGAGCCGCCUCCAGAGGGCAGAGGAGGUAGGCACCAAGGGUAUCUUCACUCAAGUGCAAUGCUAUCCUCUCUACUCCGUGAUGAAGGCCGCUAAUCUCACGCAGCUCAACUACCUGGCGCUCGACGUCGAAGGCUUGGAGAUGAAGGUGUUGCAGACGCUGCCAUGGGAUGCCGUCAACAUAACCGUGGUGCAGGUCGAGGCGUCGCACUUGGACGGCGAGCAAUCCAACAGAAAUCUACAGAGAAAAAGAAAUAAUUCUCGGGGCCACGCGCCCUCCACUACAGACUCUAAAGAGUCCCAGCCCAGUGCUUCGACUGCCUCGACUCAGAAUGCAAAUGUACAACUAUCUCAAGCACCAGAAUCUACUUCAUGUCCAACGCCCGUCAAGAGUUCUCUGCCCAACAUGGCAAGCAUGACAUCAGGGCAACGCGAACUCGUUUAUUUCAUGCGCCAAAAAGAGUACGAGCUGCUGGCCUUGAUCGGCGAAGAUUUUAUUUUCAAGAAAAGGCCGUACGCUGAAUAUUAAUUGUAUUAAAUACUAGAGAAAAUACAUUGAGUUCCUACAAUCCGACAUAAAUAAAGUAUCAAAAAUGAACAGAAUAUGAACUGAAGUUCAGUUUGUGUGCAUAUACAGUGACAUUCUCAAGCGAGCGUCUUGCGAAGAAAUUAAUUCCAGGGUCGCUCGGAUGUCAAAAAAACAACAUUUGUGUGAAUUUUCCGCAAGUUACGAACACAGAAGCUCAAGUUUUUAGGAAGAUUCCCGAAGCGAUGAUGAAGAGCGGAAAUAUCAAUUUUCAAUACAUUUUGAAAACAAUGCAAGUAAACCAAGUUGUUUUAAUGCAAACAACCGAAAACAAUUAAGGAUGAAGAAAAUGAAUGGUGGAAUCAAUGCUAUUUAUUUACCAAGCAACAUCUCUGUACAAGAGGGCAAGAAAAACUUUACCGGGAACAACACCCAAUAAUACUCAGGGGGGAAUAAUCCUCCCACUGCCGAUAUCCCUCAUCGGAAUAUCAAAGCCUCCUACAACAAAUUAACAGUGAGACAAGUUUAUUAAAUAAAAACGAAACACUCAUCUGGCGCUCAACAGCUGCAGCAUUCCACAGUUCAUUGCCCAGCAAUACUUAGAUCCACGAGUAAUAACUAACGGCUGAACAUAUGUAGCUCCAUGAGAACUUCAAGCCUUCUAAAAGAGAUUAUUAAUUCAAUUAGAUAUGAUUUACUCUAAUUCAAGUGGGUAGACCUAGAUCACAGCUUGCUUUGAAUUACAUGAACACAUGUGGCGUGGACACGCUUCACUUAACAAUUGCAAAGCUCAACAUUCCCUACAUAAUAUCCUGGUUGCAUCCUUAGGAAAGAUUUCAUUAAUCCCUCUCAUAUUGGAGAAUUUCACUAUUUUUGCUAUGAUGACACAUAAUCAACGAGUCAUCAUAGUUACGAACUCCAUGAGAUGAAAUCAGUGACAAACUUAAUUUUAUUUACUUCGCCACUCAAAUCCCGCAUAACCCCGAAUAACGCAGACGAAGACAUUAGGAGGAUCUACGAAUGUUGAGGAUGAUGUUCUGAACCA